CCCAGCUGCACAUAGGACGGUUUCUUGGAGCUCUUCACCCCUGCAAGCGGUCUUCAACCAGAAGGGAACUCAGGGAACGGCGCGCAGCAACCCAGAGUAUUCUAAAUGGUUGUCUGCAGAUGGACAGAAACAAACCAAGAUAAGAAAUGCUUGCAAAAACUACCAGGAGUAUAGGAUAGAGGGGUACACGGCAUAAAGUUUCUAACAAGGUGCGCUGAGGGGCGAAUAAGGAAGAUCUGCUUGCUCACAUAGAUUUGCUGGUUUCUGGCUGGAAACUUGUUUGUUGAGGAAAACCCCAUAAACUGCAAUUAAACUGAGAAUGUUUGCAAUGAUGCGGGCAAGGCUUCCUAUAAACUUGAGUAAAGACUGCAAGAUAUGUAGAACGCAUUGAAAUAAAAACGAGAAAGACAAGUAGAAUAAGGACCACUUACAAGCUAUGAACAUGAGCACUGUUUUAAUGUAGACCAGAAGAGAUGGAAGCAGCAGGUCUGGAGAAUUUGUACAUAACUAGUGAGACCAUCUGGUUCAUGAACAGCUCCUUGGAGAACUCUAGUCUUGAAAAUAAAACCGGGGGUAGGAAUACCUCUGGCAACCCACUACUGCGCAAUGAAGACGCGGCCAAAGUGGAGGUCGCUGUCCUCUCUGUUAUCCUGUUCUUCGCCUUGACUGGUAACAUUUGUGUUCUCUUGGCCAUCCACACAUCAACCAACAAGCAACCCCGCAUGUACUAUUUCAUGAAACACCUGAGCAUUGCAGAUCUGGUGGUGGCCAUCUUCCAGGUGCUACCACAGCUCAUCUGGGAUAUCACCUUCAGGUUCUAUGCGCCGGACAUUUUGUGCAGACUAGUCAAAUACCUGCAAGUGGUUGGGAUGUUUGCGUCCACCUAUAUGCUCCUUCUAAUGACUAUAGAUCGGUGUCUUGCCAUCUGUCAACCCCUGAGAUCUUUGCACCGCCGUUCAGAUCGCGUGUCUGUCAUUGUCUCAUGGAUCAUAAGUCUACUGUUCAGCAUCCCUCAGAUUCAUAUAUUUUCUUUAAAACAUAUGGGCGCCGGGGUGUAUGACUGCUGGGCAGACUUCAUCCAACCGUGGGGUGUCAAAGCUUACGUGACCUGGAUAACACUAACUGUAUAUAUUAUUCCUGUUGUAAUCCUCACUGUUUGCUAUGGACUCAUUAGCUUUAAGAUUUGGCAAAAUGCUAAGCUGAAGACUAGACGGGAACCCAACAUGGUCAUGGCCACUAAACCUGCUAGGGGAGCUAUGCUGUCCAGAGUCAGCAGUGUGAAACUGAUUUCAAAAGCCAAGAUCCGAACAGUGAAGAUGACUUUUGUUAUAGUGCUGGCUUACAUCGUAUGCUGGACUCCGUUUUUUUCUGUGCAAAUGUUGUCAGCUUGGGACCCAGAUGUUCCACAGGAAGCCCUUGCAUACAUCAUUGCUAUGCUAUUAGCCAGUCUGAACAGCUGCUGCAAUCCCUGGAUCUACAUGUACUUUGCAAGGCAUCUCUUUCACGACCUGGCCCAACAGUUUCUUUGCUGUUCCACACACUACUUGAAGUCAAAGCAGAGAAGUUGUGAGCUCAGUUCCAGCAGGAGAGGCAGCUUAUCAACAUAUGUUUUCAGCCGCAAAAGUUCAAGCAGUCAGAAAAGCAUCACACAGACUUCGUCUACAUGAGGAAGCAUUCUGCAAAUUACCAAAAGACAGUUUUUCUGAAUCCUGCAGUCACUGUCAGAAUGUUUUACUUCGUUCAUCAGCAGUUCACAUGGGACUUAGAAAAAUUAAAUGUUUAACUUCAUGACAGACAAAUUGCAGACUAUCCUGCUUUAAUAUAUAUAUAUAGUAUGAUGUGGAAAUAACUUAAAGAGUGAAUAAUAUGUAUUAUUUUAUUUACUUUAUUCUAUGAUUGGCAUAUUUUUUAGUAUUGCUGACUUACAAAGCUUGGUUUUGUGGUUCCUUUUUAAUUUUGGUACAUUCCAUGUGAAAUCUGGAUGGUCUACUGACAUUCACAUGAGGUUUUAAUGGGUUCUUUGGUUUCCAGUAACUUUCCAAAGAUAUUCUGUCAAAAGAAUAAAGCAUUGCUAAGCUGAUCUGAGAUGUCCUUCAGUAUAACUAUGCCCUGCGAUAGACUGAUAUUUCAGUAAGGGACUGCUUCCCUGCCUUGUACCCAUUUAUUGGCAAUGUAGGUUUGGGCUAUAUGUGACUCUGAACUGUAUGAAGCAGUUACAGAAAAACAAAGGAUGUAUUGUUUCUAAUAGUUUAUUUUAACUAGCACUAAGCCAGCCUGGCAAUUAUUCUCCCACUGUUAGACUGUUUAUUUCAAAAGACUGAAUGGAAAAAUGGCUAAAUUUGUAAUUUUACUGCGCCAGCAUAAAUACUAUAAGGAAACAAAAUGAGUUUUCAACAUGAUUGAAUCAUACCGUUAUUGUCUAAAGCUAUAUUAGCUAUUAUAAUAUAUUCUGGUCCAUUGACAUGCCUAGGCAUUCUUAAUGAAACUACGUCCGAUUUUCAUAACUGGUAGGAAUGUCAGAGUUUUACACUAAAGUAGCUGGUACUUUUUUAACAUUCAUUGAAAAUCACAUAGAGCAGUACUGGAAUAGAAGAAACAGGUAUAAGCAAUCUUUGCAACAACAGCAGAUGCACACACACACACACACACACACACACACACACACACACACACACACACACACACACACACACACACGCACAGACAAUUCCAUUUUUCAGAUGCUGAUAGCUCUCUUGUUGUAUCUUCCCAAUGGUACUUAUGUUUUAACAUUUAAAGGGAUAUUUUAUGUAAUAUACAUUUGUAUUGCAAUUUUCUCUCAGAUAAUAUUGUGCUACUAUGUUUUGCCAACUAGACACAAGAUCUGUUUUAAGUAGUAACAUUUGUGGUUCAUUCCAUUAAAUGGUGAGCUCAAAGUAGAUGUUUGCAAGUAGAUGAUAUGGACAACAAACUCAGGUCAAAGGAUAUUAUUUAUUUAUGUUUUUUUAGUUGGUGGAACAGAAGUGCUGUACACUGGUUUAAACAAGAAGACCAGCUGUACAAUAUUAAGUAAAUGAACCAAGUUAAACAAUGUCAUGAUCUACCCAUUGUCAUCUGCAGUCAUCAUCUUACUGGUUAUCUAAGCAUAAUGCUAUUUAAUACAGAGCAUUAUCACUACUUCUGCUGCUCUGUCUAGUCCAGAAAAAGAGGUGCAGCAUCUUUAUUUGGACAGGUUACAUCCUGUCAAUAAGUUCACUGAGUCAUUUAUGUUUCUUAAGGUCGGGUGGCACGAUGCCAGGGUAAUCCUAUGGGCUAGGCUUGUAAAGGCUCCAGGGCCAUUAGCCUAGAACACACCUAUGAACCUAUAUUGUGCAAUGCUUCUGAGAAUGUAUUUCACAUCAAAUACCAAUGGUCCAAAAGUGACUAGACUGUAUAUUUAAUGUUCACCUUAGGAUUAUUUGUUAAUAGAUUAUAACAAAGACAAUCCACAAAUAACUUUAUCAGUUCAGUCUUUACACUUUUUACUCCUGGACUGCAGUACUAUCACUGUUAUAAGAGGUCUCAGAAAAAAAAAAAUAGAAAAUGCAGUGUAUCAGUGUAGUUACAAAUGUGGUAUAGAGAAGCGUAAUUUACAUUCCUGUUGAAGAUGCUCUGAAAUGUUGCUGUGUACAGCUUUUUCACUUAUAUUAUUAGAAACCCAUUUUGUACUUAGAAGUAAUAUUUGUAAUAUUUCCUUAAGGUCAUACAGUGUGGUGGCUGUGUGUCUGAUUCAGAUUCAGAUUGAUGUGCAGCAGGCAGUUUAUUGUAAGCUGUUUGUCUUUUGAUAUUCACGCAGAUGUGCAUCUGUGUGUAGCGAUGCACACACACACACACACACACACACACACACACACACACACACACACACACACACACACACACACACACAUAUUUUCUUUGCCUACCCCUCAUCAACCUCACAAUGUAGCUCUCCUGGCCCUCAGCUAACCCAUCUGAUCUAAUGGUUCUCUUUCUCUCUGGUAUAGCAGGAUACAUAAUAUUUAUUCUACAUAGUGGGGGUGAGAGCUGUUUACCAGUUCAUCAUAAUGUAUGACCCUUGUAGAAUUUUGAACUAUAGACCUGACAUCUUUGUCUGACAUGUGUUUGCACAUUAUGCUAUGCACCAACCACAUAUAUAGUUGCAUGCCUGACCUGCCUAGUGCCAUGUCAUACCGUUAGGGUACCCUUUAGUUCUAGGACCCUGCUUUUCUGGCCUCUGACAGAAAACAAUUCCUGUGGGGUGGUCCAUUUAAUCUGUAUCUCCUUCAGAUGACUGAGAUGGCAUUAGCUGUGAGACUCUUUGUGGUCAAUGCCUACCAAAACAGCAAUUUCUCAAGCCCAGGUUGCUUGUGUCAGAAUCAGGAGUCAUUUCCUAUUUAUUAUAAAUCAGUAUGAAAUCCAAUUGAAUUUAUCCUGUCAGUGUGUGCAUGAAUCAGGCUGAUGAACAUUCAGUGUACCUCAUUAUUUACAAAAAUACAUUUUAUCUUGUAAAGAAUUGCAGAAACCAGGCAGGCAUUAAUUAAUAUGUCAGACAUGCUGUGCACAGCACCGUUUAAUAGAAAGCAAACUAUCCUGGCAUUUCUCUUGCCUACAGUAACAUUAUUUUUUUUUCCUGUCAGACCUCUUGAUGCAGAGAAUUAAAAAUUAUUUAAAAUGUCCUGUUCUGUGUAGCUAAAGAAAUGUUUUGUUCCUUUUGCUUAGCUAGAAAACUCCCAACCUGGCAAAACUACAUGUGAUAUGUGGAACAGUCUCUUGUCUAGAGCAAUGAAAUAUGUUAUUUUUUAAUUGUUUUCAAACCCGUGACCACAUGAUUUAUAGCAUCACAUCUUGCCAAAAUCCAUCAUCAGUUCUAUUAGACAAAUGUCUCAUGUCACAGUGAAAAAGUUCAACACACACACACACACACACACACACACAC
Messenger RNA from Protopterus annectens (West African lungfish), 4936 nucleotides. RefSeq names its product isotocin receptor-like. The transcript has 3 exons. Lineage: Eukaryota; Metazoa; Chordata; Ceratodontiformes; Protopteridae. The record is from RefSeq and is a predicted model, not a curated record. Gene Ontology annotation, cellular component: membrane. Gene Ontology annotation, biological process: regulation of systemic arterial blood pressure by vasopressin; maternal process involved in parturition; female pregnancy. Bases 474 to 1667 code for a protein of 397 amino acids. Gene Ontology annotation, molecular function: oxytocin receptor activity; vasopressin receptor activity; peptide binding.